Exaiptasia diaphana is the source of this 4913-nucleotide messenger RNA. RefSeq names its product hyphally regulated cell wall protein 3. The transcript is spliced from 6 exons. Bases 250 to 4062 code for a protein of 1270 amino acids. NCBI's taxonomy places the organism in Eukaryota, Metazoa, Cnidaria, Anthozoa, Actiniaria, Aiptasiidae. Gene Ontology annotation, molecular function: carbohydrate binding. The record is from RefSeq and is a predicted model, not a curated record.
CGCUACGCAUGCGCUGGGRGUCCCCGAGGAUCGYAGCAUUUUUGGUGUAUGACCUCAUCCAACGUUCCGUUCUAUUACUUUAUGAAAACACAAUCUCCUCGACACGGUGCUGUCAUGAGUGAAAAAAGAUAGGUUUUUUGGAGAUUUUACAGCCUCAAAUAUCGGUACAGCGAAAUACCCCGUUACAGCAUUAGGGGGAAGGCUUAAAAUAAUACCAGGGUUUUCAAUCUAAACCCGAAUCCGGCAAUCAUGAUUGUGCGGAUAGCAAUAURUACUCUUAUUUUUUUCUACUUAGUGGAUUGUAAGGUUUUUCCCGAUGUACCAGAUAACGCACAGCUUCGUAAAGAUUCAGACAUAAAUUUAAUGAAAGUACUAGAAAGCUUAGCUCCUGUUACAGCCGAUGAGGACGCCUCUCUAGCCCCUUCAUCUGAUGGCAUCGAAAGAUUUCGAAGGCAAGUGAAAGGCGGUUCAGCUACAAGCCUCAACGACAAAGUAAAUGCAAGCAAAACGGAACAAGGUGCUGCAUCUUCGGUGGURAAGGACAAGCAGUCCGACGGGCCUGAACUUUCAUCCGUUGAAGGUAACGAGCCUAAAGAAGUGCCACACCCUGCAACUCCACAGUACUGGGAACAGCCGCCUCCAGSUCCACCGGCACCCCCUCCUCGACCUCCCCCAGCGCCUCCCGUUGUUGUUACAACUAAGAUAACACCUCUCCCUGCUAUGGUUGGUUAUAAAAAUAAGACUACAUUAGAUAGUMACUUCUCAAAGCCACCCACCGAUAGCCACCAAAAGCUUGCUCAAGACACGACUGGCUCGGGUGAGGGUUCAGGUCAGACAUWUAAAAACAACGGCCUCACCACCGACGAGGCUGCUUUUAUUUCUGCACUUCAUAGYAACGAUGAAGUUCAGAGUGAAGCUAAUAGCACUCCAGUUCUUCCCGGUAGCGAGGGAGCAAUUGCUGACGAAGACCUGGCAGCCAGUGGAUCUGGAACAGGUGAAAACGUAGUCAGCAAUGAUGCGGGUUCUGGAGAGUUGGCGAGCGGAUCUGAAACACUAUCAGAUCAAAACGACGAGGYAUCGUCCGGCGAUAAACAUAGUGAGAUCGAAGUCCAAACCACGUCAGGAACGAACUUCUUGUCGGGAGAUGAUGAGAAGGAAUCGUCAGGAGAGUCCGAUUCUGAAGAGGGCUUACCCGGCAGCUUGGGCGCUUUCAAAGGCAUCGAAAAAAUUGAAAAGAGCGCUGAAGAACAGAAGCCAAAAUCAGUCAAAGUAGCUACAUCAAGCGAUGCUAAUGCACCAGUAGAAACUCUUCAGGUUGCUKCUCCCCAAAAACCAGCUGCCGCUCAAGUUGAAACUGCAGAAGAUAAGCCUGMAACAAGCUCUACAGAACCAUCAGCAGCAACUAUCCAGGAGACAGCAUCUUCAGCACCUAAAGCUACUCAAGCAGAAGCACCUAUCACCGCAGAAUCACCAGCAUCAGCUGCACCUGUCCAGGAAACUCCUGUUCAAACGCCUGCUGAUAGUACUGCCACUCAAACACAAGUAYCUUUUGUUGCUGCUGCAGARGAUGCUCCAGURUCAAAUACUCCUCCAGCUGCUCCAAAGGCUCCUGAAACGACCGUUCAAGUGGAAAAGGCUGCACCUGUUCAGACAACUGCCACCAGCGAUGCUCCAGCACAAACAGAAACUGUACAAGAAACAACAGCACAAAAGCCCGAGAAGAUCGAAACUGCUGCUGUGCAACAGCCACAAAAGGCGGAAAUUACCAUUCAAACGCCACAAAAAUCUGCUGCAGUUGACGAGGAAGCCGAUCUCAUGUCAUCCGGCUCUGGUAUGCCAGCAGCGCAAAGAGUAACCUAUGAAAGCUUUCCUGAGCUCCAAACAGAGACCGUUGCUGUAGGAUCUGGAAGUGUGAGUGAGAGUUCGGGGGCAGGGCAGCACACAGUGCCUUAUCACGACCCAAACUACAUCAAAGAAGAACAACCAGAACCAAGGCACCCAACAGUGUCGAUUAUCAAAGAUGAAAGCACUCAAGAAACRCCUAAACAGGAAAAUGAUGUUUCAGCAGCGUCGGGAAGUGGAUCGGGAUCAGAUUCCUCWUUCAUGGCCGAUUCUGAAGAGCAGUUACCUGGCAGUGUUGGUGCUAUGGGACCAAACUUGAUGACCAUGAAUAACCUUGCAGCUGGCUCAGGUGACAGUAGUACGGAGACUUCUGGUUCUGGAUCUGGAGCAACUGAAACUGUAACAUCCAAUGCCCAGAAAAAAGACGAGAUCGAAGAGUCUCCUGAAAUGGAUAAUACUAUCGAGUCUGACGCAACAGCUCAAGGAUCUGGCGGGGGAAUACAGGACGAUAUASAGGCAUCAGAAACAUCAGGCGAACAUGAUGAAUCUGGACAACGAACAACCGCAUCUGAUGAUGAAACAGGCAAGAUAACCCAAUCAGACAGCGACGAAAGCCCAAUGACAACAUCGAGYAAAGACACAGACAUCGAAGAUUCAGGUUCUAAAGCUGUUGAAAGUAGCGUUGAUUCAGACAAUAGCAAGCCUGCCCAAUCCCAUGAUAUCACAACAAAGGAUACUGUAUUUUAUUCCACCAACACAAAACCAGAGGAUUCUGCAAAACAGRCUAAACCUCUUCCUGAAAGUUUGGGAGUUGAGGAUUCAAUCUCGUUUUCAGGGUCAGGGGGUUCACAGGGAUCUGSUGAYAGCUUAGACAAUGUCUCUGAAGAGACUGUGGGAGAGGGUUCUGCAGAGGACAGCGACCAGUUACCACAAUUCAAGAAAACAUUACAAAACGAUAUCACAGGAGGUUCCUCAGACGUGGCAGCUGCGCUURCCCAAGAUGAUACRGCCCAGCCAGCAGUUUCUUUAAAACUUCCUUCAUUUGACCUCUCAAAGGAUUCGUCGCUCAAAGCUGCAUUGGGACAGGCUGUGCUCAACAAUGCUCCCAUGACAUUUGGCUCAGGAUCGUUAGGAUCAGGGUCAGAACAAGAAGAGGGUUCGUCUGCAUUGGAAGGAUCUGGAAUUACAGGGACUCUGGAAUUAACGCCAGUACGUAAUUCAGAAGAAGCUGUUGGCGAUUCAAAACAGCAAGGUGAUAAGGAAGGCGGAGAGUCGAACUCUUCUGGAGAAAGCAAACUGGAGAUGUCGACCUCAGGCGCUAUUGAACAGGAACAGCCAGACGUUGAGGUUGAAAAAGAAGAUGAAGAGAGCAUCAACGAGGGCUGGCCAAAACUUGGUGACACAGUGGAUCAACAAAUGUUGGACCAYAUGAUGAUCAGUCAGAUCCUCGAGCAAAAUCUGACCUUGUUCUACGGUGGGCUAUCAGGACGAUCAGGACCAGUAGGUCCACCUGGACCCAAGGGCCGGCGAGGAGACAGGGGUGUUACUGGUGAACCUGGACCACCAGGUUCAGGCGGAGAUGUAGGAGCACCCGGCGCUGAUGGASUUCUUGGACCUAAAGGACCUCCUGGACCACCAGGAGCUCCGGGUUUCAGAGGAGAAAGAGGUCCUCAGGGUCCACCUGGUAGUGCAGGAUCCCCGGGUGCUCCUGGUAUUCCAGGCAUCCGAGGUUAUUCGGGACCAUCAGGAGCUGAUUCUAUUAUGCCUAAUUGUUCCUACGUGUGUGAAGGCGAGAGAACAUGGCUACAGUGCAAGCAAUACGAGAUGCUGAAAAUGAACCGUGUCUUCUGGGGACGUGAGGAUAAUAGAAUGUGCCCCAAUGCACCYUUAGGUCUAUCAGUCGACAAACCAUGUGAGACAGACCCAGAACAAGCCAUGAAAAAGGUCAACGGCCAGUGCAAGGACCAACAAGCCUGCGAGAUUGUAGCAUCAAACGUGUUCUUCGACGAACCAAGUUGCAAGAACACCUACAAAUAUCUUAAACUAUGCUACGAGUGUGUGCCUGACWCAGCUAACGCCGUUGACCCGCUGUUACAAGCUGGAAAGAGGAAGAAAAGAGGGACAAAACUGGAACAUAUUAUAUCGAAAUUACGAGCAAAAGAAGUGAAGAGAUAUCAGGAGGAAUUAUGGAGACGUCCAUUCCGAGGGAAGAUCUUUUAAAACCGAUUGAUUCCAGUGGAGUUCCUAUAUUGUUUAUAUAAUAGAGUACGAAGACUUUGUAAAUAGAAUGGUACUCUUUCGUAUGAAGGUCACGUGACCUGUCCCAAAAUGCUUCGGAAUAAAGCGGGUUCGGUUUAGACUAAAAAUAUCGAUGUUCACAGCUGGGAAGGAGUUUCAUCUGGAUUCUUUCCGAAAAUACAUUAAAUAGAAACAAAAAAUCAAUAAAAUGGCAUUUAAUAAUGUCAUUGUUGGACGACGAAAUAAUACAUUCAUUACGACGGCAGACAAGAUUUAGGUAUUCACUUUGAAUACGYAAAAAUUUCGCCUUAUUGUGAAAUAAAGUAGUGACGUAGAAAGUACAACAAUUGUCAUCGAGGUUGCGCGCAAGACAAUCACGUGAUACACUUGCUCGUUUUUAUACACGCAUUAAAUCUUAAGAUUUCAAUUUUUKRAAUUUYAAUGUCAAUGUUGUAUAUGGAUAGAAUGGAGGUGMUAAAAACGAWAGCAACGACGAUGACACUUGUUGUAUUACAUCAGCAUCGAGACUGCGAUUGGAMGCAGUUAUAAAGACGAGAAUAUUUCUCAUUAAAGAUCGGUGAAAUCACUUACGAUCAUGCUGAUCGAACUCCUGAUCACGCUGAUCGAACUYCUGAUUACGCUGAUCGAACCUCUGAUCAAGCUGAUCGGACUUUAGGUAUGUUUAUUUGUAAAUAUGACUAUAGACUUAUGGCAUCACUAUCCUGUGGAAACGWUCUGUAAACUAUAGAAAUAGUUGUUCAUUUGUUAACGAGGGUAUUCGUAUCGACGGAUUUCUUAGAAUAAAMGUUUUCUAAGGAGUAAAGGGAAUCAAA